AUGUCUGCGAGCGGCGACGAGGUGUUCCCCCCGAUUCUGUGGGCGCAGCGGCCGGAGUACGUUCUUGUGUCGAUCCCGCUGCCGGACGCGACGGACGUGUCGGUGGAGAUCCGCGACGGGCGGGUGCUGCACUUCCACGCGGUGGCGGGCGGCCGGCGGUACGGCUGCGCACUGCCGUUGUUUGCCCCCGUCGUCUCGGAGGAGAGCCGCCACGCCACCCUCCCGCGCGGGGUCGAGCUGCAGCUCCGCAAGCGACCACCCCCCACCAAUGAAGAGGAGGGAAAGCAAGAGAAGGAGAAGUUUGAAUUCUCACGGGCAUGGCCACGCCUCACAGAGGACAAGUCCCGCAAUACACGCAUUCAGGUCGACUGGACCCGCUGGAAGGACGAUGAUGAGGAUGAGGAGGAUCCAAGCGGGGUCGAUGGACAGGACGGACUCGGCGUAAAUUACGAAGAGCUCAUGUCGCAGAUGAUGUCCCAAAAGGACAUUGACGAAAAUGACCUUGCGCUUGACGAGAACUCAACAGGGGUAGGUGUUAAGGAGAAUAACAACAAUAGCUGUAAUAGUAACGCGAAUACAAAGAACGAGGAUGAGGAUUUUGAUGACUUACCCCCGUUAGAGGAGUAA
Molecule: messenger RNA, 627 nt
Organism: Trypanosoma theileri
Lineage: Eukaryota; Euglenozoa; Kinetoplastea; Trypanosomatida; Trypanosomatidae
Exons: 1
Coding region: 1-627 (208 amino acids)
Biological process (GO): protein folding; chaperone-mediated protein complex assembly
Cellular component (GO): nucleus; cytosol
Molecular function (GO): Hsp90 protein binding; protein-folding chaperone binding
Source: RefSeq, a predicted model, not a curated record